Molecule: messenger RNA, 2323 nt
Organism: Lepisosteus oculatus (spotted gar)
Lineage: Eukaryota; Metazoa; Chordata; Actinopteri; Semionotiformes; Lepisosteidae
Product: podocan
Molecular function (GO): protein binding
Source: RefSeq, a predicted model, not a curated record
AUUGGAUGAACAGACAGGGCAGUGAAGCAGCAGAGAUACGUUUAGGAUAUACAGGAUACUGAACACUUAAAAAAUAACAUCAAGAUCCAAGAAAAAUGGGACCUUUUGCAUUCAUGUUUUGGGUGUUUAUUUGUCCUGCCAUUUCACGUGUGCUUAAAUCCAGUUUGAUAACAGAGGAUAUCUGGAGUAAUGCUCCAAUGGAUGUUUUACCUUCUAACCUGACAGCAGAAAGUGUGAGAGAGUUUCCUUUGUCCUUGGUAGCAGAAAGCCAAGAACAAGAGAGAGAAGGGACAGGCCAAGGAGGACAUUCAUUAGAGGCAAAUGAAAAGAUUGCAAACAACAGAACUCUUCUAGAACCAGGAAUAUUUCACAUAAAAAGUAACAUUUCAGGUGGAAGUAAUGUUUCAUUUGCAUCUAAGGAGCUGGAAUCCAGAGUCACCCUUACCUUUAAUCCAGUGAAGAGUGAUAUUACUAAAACUAUGAGGUUGCUAAACGGAUCAACACAGUCUACAAAAAUCAUGCACCAUAACCUCACCUUUUCUUUCAACAUGACAUCAAAUACAACAUCUUCCCAGAGGGAAGGUAAAGAGCACAUUGCUAGUGCUUCCGGAAGGGAGCUAAUCCCAACUACAACGAAGAUCAAUGACUCUGACAAACAUGACCAGCACUCUGAAGAACAAAAAACAAAGAAACUGAAUCGAAAAUUAAAAUCUAAAAAGGGAGAGCAAUCCUCCCCCAGUGAUGACAAAACAAAUGGUAACACAUUUUUGCACUUGAAAAAAGUUAAGAAAUCAAAAAAGAACCAAAUGAUCCACAGAAAAGGAUAUAAAAAAGUGAACAAAAAGAAGAAACAAAAGGCACAAUAUUUUCCAUACUUUAAAGAUGAUUAUUGUCCUCAAGAAUGUGCUUGUUAUGGAAGAGUGGUCCAAUGCUCUGACAAGGGGGUAGAUAAGAUUCCUUAUGGCAUUCCAUAUAAUGCUAGAUACAUGCUUCUCAUGAACAACAAGAUAGACAUCAUUCAGCUGGAUUUGUUAAAUGAAUACCUCUCUCUUGAAUUUUUGGUUCUCAACAACAACCGCUUGACUGAUAGCUCCAUUGAAGGAGCUUUUGAGGGAAUGGAGAAACUGAAAAGGCUUUAUAUUGAGCAGAACCUCCUGUCCAGCAUCCCUACAGAUCUUCCCAAAACCUUGGAGGAGCUGAGACUGAAUGGAAACAACAUUAGUGUCAUGUCAGAGCAAGUAUGGUUCAGUUGUAAAAACUUGCACAUUGUUAGCCUCAACAAUAACAGCCUGUCAAAUGAGUCUAUUCCUGAUGGUGUUUUUGGCUCCUUGACUAAUUUACGCACUCUGAGUAUCAACAACAACUAUCUGACGGAUACGCCAUACAAACUCCCCACUAACCUCAAAGAACUGUAUCUGAAAGGAAAUCAAAUAGAAAGAAUUUUGAGCCAAAUGUUUACAGAUUACUCUGAUCUGCUUUACCUUGAUCUAAGCAACAACCAACUCAUCAGCAAAGGAAUAGAUGAAAAUUCUUUCUGCUACAUGGCUAAACUUGAAAACCUUAAUCUUGGGGGAAAUUUACUUAAUCAGAUCCCAAAGCAUUUUCCAAGUGCCUUAAAGACCCUGAAUCUUGAGGGGAAUAGAAUAACAUCAGUAAAUAAAGAUGCUUUCUUAAAGAUGAAAAACCUGGAGCAGCUUGGGCUUUCUAAGAAUAAGAUUGUCAAGGUCGCAGCUGGAGCUUUUAAAAGGCUAUCUGCAUUGCACCAUCUAGAUAUUAGUUACAACAAUCUCCUUGAAGUCCCAAGACAACUUCCAGCUACACUACACUCAGUGGCUCUAAAUAAUAAUAAGAUUCACUUUAUCCCCAGGAACUCAUUUUGUGGAAACAAGAAUUUUCUGAGUAAUUUAGUCCUUAUCCAUUUAGAGCACAAUCAUAUUGACAUGGGAAACAUUAAUACUAAUGCAUUCAGGUGUAUUAGAGGUUUUCAGAUAGUCCAUUUCUACUAAAUAUCCUACUGUAUUAAGUGUGAAAUACUGUGUAAUAAUACCUAUUGAAAUGUGGUUGUUUACACUAAUUUAAUUUUUCAUUCUUCAUAUCUGGCUUUGGAGAAAUUCAUCCAUUGUUCUUUAUUCCUUUGACAAAAGAAUAAAAAGUAACAUCAAGCCAACUACAAUACUUGCCUAGAUCUCGUGUACAUUCUUUCAUUGUGUCGGCAUUUUAUCAACAGUUAUUCAAUGCAUUGACAAAUGUGAGUAAUCUUUUCCCUAUAAGAAAGUAACCUUUUUUCACUGUCAUUUAUCUGAUAUCUCUUGCAAGGUUCCAA